UGGUAUUCCUGCAAAUUUACAGUCACGUUAUUGGCGGCUGCUUGAGGUAUUAGCAAAUGGCAUUCCUGAAACACUUGAAUUAGGUGGCUGUAAGAGGUGAUAACUGAAGACAGAAGAUGCCUGUUCCGCCCCCACCCCCGGCUCCUCCCCCACCCACCUUUGCUGUGGCAAACACAGAGAAACCUGUCCUGAAUAAGAGUGAACAGCAGGGCAGGAGUGCAUUGUUGUCCGACAUCACAAAAGGAGCACGGCUCAAAAAAGCUGUUACCAAUGAUCGCAGUGCUCCCAUCCUCGACAAGCCUAAAGGUGGAGGUGGUGGAGGAGGUGGAGGAGGAGGCGGCGGUGGCGGCGGAGGGGGAGGAGGAGGUGGGUUUGGAGGUGGUGCUCCUGGUGGCCUGGGAGGACUUUUUCAGGGCGGAAUGCCAAAGCUCCGCUCCACUAGAGAUGACUCUGGGAGUGUGAGACCUCCCUCUCUCCCCCCUGGUGCUCGAAGUGCAGGACCUCGUCCUUUUGGAGGAGGUGGCAGCUCUGCGCCCCGUCUGCCCGUCCCCCGGAAUGACGCCUCCGACUCUCCCCGCCCCCGGAUGACUCCCCCUCGCCCCGAGACGCCGUCUGGGCUGCCCCCGCCCGUCCCCAACACUCCACGGCCCAAUCAGAGCACUCCACAGAACCGCGGCCCGCCUCCUUUGCCCGGAGGAUCCCGGCCCCCCAGCUCAGCGCCGGCGCCUCCUCCCCCGGCUCCUCCGGGCCGCCAGGCCGCACCUCCUCCCGUUCCCCCAGCCGGUUUAUCGCGUCAGUCCUCGUUCCCUGCGCCCCCUCCCCCCGUGCCGCACUCUAGCCGACCCCCCCUCCCCCCUGCCCCCAACCGUGCCGCGGAGGAUCGUCCGCCGCCCGUUCCCGUCAGCAACCGGCCGUCUCUACCUCUCCCUCGGGACAGCCCGCCCCCGCCGCCUCCUCCUUCCUUUAGCAGUAAGCCUCCUCCGCCUCCCUCUUCUGCAGCCCUGUCCCGUUCCGCCUCAAAUUCCGCCCCUCCGCUGCCCCCGGGCCGCCCGGCACCGCCCCCGACCGAUGAAAACACGCCACGUCUCCCCCAGAGGAAUCUGUCGCUCAACUCCCACGCUCCCGCCCCUCCCCCUGGCCGGUCGGGCCCCCUGCCGCCGCCCCCGACCGAAAGACCGCCCCCCUUGGGCCGAAACGCCGCAGGGCGCUCAGGGCCUCUCCCACCCCCGCCUGGUCGUCCGAGCGGAGGCAGCAUGAGGUCUUCGCCGGUCCCUCCCCCCCCUAGCCGCCCUGGCACAGAAGCCCCACGGGGUGGCAGCAGACCCCCACUCCCUCCGGACAGACCUGCAGCCGGAGGACCACCUCCUCCACCACCACCAAUGGGCAAUGGAUACCACAGCCAGAGCCAGCAUGCUGAUGAAUGGGAAUCUCGAUUCAGUUUCCGACCCGUUUCCGAUCUUCCACCUCCUGAGCCUUACGUCCCCUUUCAGAAGACCUAUCCCAGCAAGAUGGUCAAGAAUGACAACCGAGGUUCAGGGAAAAAGGAAAGAGGUGCACCACCCUUGCCUCCCAUCCCCAGGUGAAGAAUAUCUAAUUGGUUGCUCAGGGGUGCCCUGCCCCCCGGCCUGGCCACGCCCAGAAAAAAACGGUCGCUUCUUCAGCUUUUUCAUUCUUUGCCAUCCUUUCCACCCUGCAAUCACCAUGGUUACCGCUAUCCACUGGUGUUCAUGAAAAUGACUCUCUAUGAUGUCGUAGAGUGUUCUUGAUGAUGUCACCGCGUCACCUGCGACAUUUGUUCCUCGACUUGUCGCUCUACCCAGGCAGUAUGUCACCGCUAAGCGCCUUAGUCAUAUUUCUGUUGUUAAUAAUAGCUAA
Chanos chanos (milkfish) is the source of this 1875-nucleotide messenger RNA. It is a transcript of the gene wipf1b, whose product is annotated as WAS/WASL interacting protein family, member 1b. Gene Ontology annotation, molecular function: actin binding. Gene Ontology annotation, cellular component: actin filament. Lineage: Eukaryota; Metazoa; Chordata; Actinopteri; Gonorynchiformes; Chanidae. The coding region runs from base 117 to 1583 and encodes 488 amino acids. The record is from RefSeq and is a predicted model, not a curated record. Gene Ontology annotation, biological process: actin filament-based movement. The transcript is spliced from 8 exons.